AAUCCAAAAUGGCUAGAACUAAACAAACAGCAAGAAAGUCUACUGGUGGUAAAGCUCCAAGAAAGCAAUUAGCUUCUAAGGCUGCCAGAAAAUCUGCCCCAUCAACUGGUGGUGUUAAGAAACCUCACAGAUAUAAGCCAGGUACUGUUGCCUUAAGAGAAAUUAGAAGAUUUCAAAAAUCUACUGAAUUAUUAAUCAGAAAAUUACCAUUCCAAAGAUUAGUUAGAGAAAUUGCUCAAGAUUUCAAGACUGAUUUAAGAUUCCAAUCUUCUGCUAUUGGUGCUUUACAAGAAUCUGUUGAAGCUUACUUAGUCUCUUUAUUCGAAGAUACUAACUUAUGUGCUAUCCAUGCUAAGAGAGUUACCAUCCAAAAGAAGGAUAUCCAAUUAGCUAGAAGAUUAAGAGGUGAAAGAUCUUAAGUUAUUAUAAUCUAACUUAUGUCUUAUAUCUUGGUUUAAAUGUUUCAAUUCUUUUUUAGUUAUUUUGUAUAUUAGUUUAAUGUAUUAUUCAUAUUUAUAA
Molecule: messenger RNA, 519 nt
Organism: Scheffersomyces amazonensis
Lineage: Eukaryota; Fungi; Ascomycota; Pichiomycetes; Serinales; Debaryomycetaceae
Gene: HHT21
Product: Hht21p
Exons: 1
Coding region: 9-419 (136 amino acids)
Biological process (GO): rRNA transcription
Cellular component (GO): nucleosome; nucleus
Molecular function (GO): structural constituent of chromatin; protein heterodimerization activity; DNA binding
Source: RefSeq, a predicted model, not a curated record